AUGGUUGGAAGUUUAAUGCUUUGGAAGCUAGUACAUUGCAAACGUUUAAAAAAGAGAAAAAGUUGUGAUGCCAAAAAAGAUAUAAGUGAAAACACUCAUAUAACUGCUGAAACUACUAUUAAGAAAACAUUCAAUGACGCCGAUGUAAAACAAACCUGCAGGGUUUGCCUAAAGGAAGGCGAUAUUCCAAUUUAUGAUGACAGUCGGUUGGAAGAUAUAUCUGAGGCUUUACAUAACUUCGGUGGAAUAGACGUGAGACCAGGCGAUAUAUAUCCAAAAUAUCUUUGUCAGCCAUGUUAUGCUCUUUUACAGGGCGCUAUAUUAUUUCGAAAAACUGCACAAGAAUCAGACCAGUUACUUCGGUUCCCACCACAGGAAGCAGUGUCCGACAACGAGAACAGUUUAUGUGGAGAAAUAAAAUCUUCACUGGAUUUUAUAAAAAAGGAGGAUAAUUUGAAUAAAACUACUUUUACGGAAUUUAUUGGAGAAGAUAAACCGAAAAAGUAUCUUUGCAAAAAGUGUAAUGCAGAUUUUGAUACAUUUAUAGAGUACAGUGAGCACAGGUUAUCACAGGAGCAUGAGAAUGUGAGACAAAAAUGUCCAAUAUGCAACAAUACUUAUAGUUCAUUAUAUUUUAAAAAACAUAUGGCUUUACACACCUUGGAAUCAUCAUACAUGUGUGAUGUUUGUGGUAAGAAAUUUGUUGUUCAAGGGCAAUUCACCCGUCACAGGGCUACACAUUUCAACAAUCUCCCAUUCAAAUGUUCAUUGUGUCCAUAUAAAGGUAGAUUUAAAGAGGCCCUAAAGAUGCAUAUGCGAUCUCAUACAGGAGAGAAACCUUAUCAGUGUGGACACUGUCCAUCUAAAUUUGUGAAUAAAAGUAAUUUAAAUAAGCAUAUGUUGACACAUAAAAGCGGGUUUGACUUCAAAUGUGAAACAUGUGGUAGAGGAUUCUACACAAACAGAGCUCUAGACCUACACUUUAAAGUAGAUCAUGCUGGUAUUAAAGACCACAUUUGUAACAUUUGUGGCAAGGCGUUUGGUUACAGAAAGCAAAUGAUGAAACACCAAUUAAAGGUACAUAAAAGAGAAAAGCAGAAAUGUGGUAGAAUGCCCUUGUAUCUUCAAGUGGAAUCUAAGAAGCAGCAAAUAUAA
This is a messenger RNA of Parnassius mnemosyne (clouded apollo), 1155 nucleotides long. The record is from the annotation of a GenBank genome assembly. NCBI's taxonomy places the organism in Eukaryota, Metazoa, Arthropoda, Insecta, Lepidoptera, Papilionidae.